UGGAGAUUACACUGUCCAGCUGAGUGUUAUGUACUAACAAGAGCCCUGCCACCCCCAUUCCGCAUCGACUCCCCCGCCUCAGUACAAAGGGAACUCCCUGGGAGAGUGACUGUCAGAUCAGCCCGCUGGGGAACAGUGUGGAGUGGCCCUCGCUGAGAGGGCCAGGCUCAGUCAGACUUUGGACAGAAGAGUUUCCCUUUCCCCGCUGCAGGUGCCUGGUCCUGCAAAACUUGGCAAUGGAGGCUUCUGCGAGCCCCGCUGCCUGUGAGAAUGCUCCGGCCCCAGGAGAGGGAGGAGCUGCCGCCCAGGUGAGGCAGGUGCAGAGCCUGGGCUCAGGUGAGUCCCAGGCCGUGGGAAGUGACUGCUCCCCGGCCAGCACAGACACACCAAAAACUGCCCUCGGACUCAGGAUCCAGGUCUGGGAAGCUGGGUUUGUCUCCCAGACGCUGCCUCAGAGGAAAGCCAUGGAUGAGGAAAGAUUAAGAAACUUCAAGGAACUACAAGCUAAAUUUCAAAAGCUUGAUGUGCCAUCUCUUCCAGGACCUAUUCAGUUCCCAGCAAGUGUUUCUCACAAGGGGGACGUUGGAAGCACACAGUCAGUGAGGACCUGGGCCAGCGGGAAUCCGCUCUCAUCCGACCACAGUCAGCCUCCACCAUAUCCUUCCGGUGGUGAACCCCAGCCUCUUGAAGCCCAGAAAAUGCAGCUGGCACAGAGGAGUGAGAUUCAGAAGUGUUUCAAUUCCCCAGGCCCUCCGGGAGGGUUUGCUUAUCCUGCAGUGAAUUCACAGAAGGCUUCUCUGCUUUUAGACAUGAAUCAGGCAAACGCUAAGAUAACCAAUGAGAAGAAAUUGGUGGUGACCAGCAGCUUCAGAAACAAGCUCUGGAACUGGGAGAAGGUUUCAUCUCAGAGCAGUGAAAUGUCAUCGGCCUUCCGCCUCGCCGAUCGUGGAGGCAGGGCUUUCCAUCCAGGAGACCAGAAAAGCACAGGCCUUACUAUUCCAGAGGGGCCCAGGAAAGAGCUGCAAAUAAAAGGAUCCCAGACUCUUCCUUCCCAGAGGCACUUGAUGGCCCAAAGGAAAUCAUGUGCAAAGAAAACCAGCUCAGAAGAUCCCACUUUUCCACUUUCUCCACAUGGAAGGAAGAGCCUGGAAAGGUCCCAUCCUGAGAGGGGCCCAGUGGGGAGCACCUCCCGGCCUAUCUACGAGAGGGAGCUUGCCGGCUGGCCCCCAGAGAAACAGCUGGAUGUCAAGCAUCGCCAGCUUCCCAAAACAAAGCCACUGCCUUCCGUGGAAUCCCUGGGUCCUCCUCCCACGAAGCCACCAAAGCCUCCAGCCGUGAACCUGCAGGCCUUCCAGAGGCCGACAGCUGCCUUUCCCAAGAGCCACAGGGAAGCAGCUGUGGAAGAAGGCUACCUGCCUCUAGAGAGUGCCGAAUUGGAAGAACCGCAUAAUUAUGAGACAACAAUUUCAUAUCUGAGACACUCUGGCAAUUCUAUUAACCUGUGCACCGCAGAAGAAAUUGCUGAUCCAACUUAUGAAGUUGGGAUUGAAGAACUCCAAAAGCCUUGGAAGAGUUUUCUCCACCACGAACUUAGCCCUGAACGUGAAGAUGAUGAUAAAAAAAUAAAGGAAAAAGAGCCAGAUGAAUUGAAACCUCAAAAAAGAGAAAGGGACCUACCUUCAGGCCACCUUUUUGAGGUGGGUGCCUAUGAAAAGACACCAGGCCAAGUCCCAGUGAUGAAGGUUCACAGACAUAUGGAGAGCGUGCUGGCCAGAAAGCAGGAUGCUGUGACUGACACCUUCCGGACAAAGGCCUACCCCAAGGACCCGAAGCUGGCCAGGCACUUCCAAAGCCAAUGUGGGUACGUGGAGGCCUUGGAGGUGACUGCAGGAACACCAGGCCAAAGGCCCUUUAAGCCCAGUUCCACCUCAGAAGAGACCUAUGAUGAUGUUGAGUACCCUGGGAGAAAGGGAUCAAGGUCAGACUUCUCGAGCUCAUUUGUCUCCGAUAGUGAAGAAAAUAGUAAAGAAAUGUAUGAAGAUGUAUACAAAACAAAGAGCAACUCCACCAAGAUAGAUUUAGAUGGAAAGGCACUUAAGAGACUGCAGAGAUUCUUCAAGAAAGAAAAGGAUAGAUUUAAAAUGAAGACGACCAAGUUGAAAGAAAAUGUAAGUGCAUUUUCCAUUUCGCUGCCCAAUUUAGAACUUAGGUCUCAGGAAGUUAUCAUCCAUCAUGAUGUGAACAUAAGUGAAAAAGAGUCAAAAGAUGAAGAUAAAGUAAAAAUUUGGAAGCCCAAGCUUUUUAAACCAAAGGGGAAAAAAGGCGCUGAAGAGUCAGAACGUCUAUCACCUGGAAAUUUCUUCAGAACCAAGCAACAAAACUUAGAAAAGGACAGAACAGAGAGAGAAAAACUUUUUAGAGAAAGAUUUGAGUAUGACAAAGAGAUCACUGUCAUCAACACAGCAGUGGCCUGUUCCUGGAAUUCAAGAAAGGGAACAUUUGAUUUGCCCAUAACCCCUGGAGAAGAACUGGAAGUCAUUGAUAUCGCUGAAGAAAAUCUGGUGAUAUGUCGCAAUUCUAAAGGCAAAUAUGGACAUGUGCUAAUUGAACAUCUAAAUUUCAAGCAUCAAGGCUGGUCGCCUUAGGAAGAGUGACAUCAAAUGUAUGGACGCACAAGUGAGAACCAGUGCUAAGUAAGACACGAGUCCUGCUCACACCACUUCCAGUUUACGUUGUCAAAAUGAGAUGGUGGAAACUUCCGUUAGGACCUUAGGAGAGAAAACAAACCCUCCACAUUCAGUUCAUUUUGCUCCUAAAAGGUUAUCUUUCCGUGUGUAUUUUAAGAAUCUAUUUCACUGGCUGGCUCAGAAUGUGAAACUGUGUGUGCCAGCAUUUGGGCACUUCUCAAUGAGCCGCAUCCACGGUAGGGAAUCACGCCUGCCAGCACUACCCAGUGAGCUGUACAGAUGGUGAGCACGAUUCUCGUCUCAGCCCAUGAGUGUUUAGAAUUUCUAAAAGAUGCUGUCCAUUUAAAUUGGGUGUAAUUCUGGAAAAAUAGCAUAACCAAGUUCUUUUAAAUACUCGAAGUGUAAUCUUGAAAUACAGUUCAGUCUUUAAAAAAUCAAGAUCUAAGUGUUCCGCUUUAUCACAAAACCAAAGUUGGACCCAAAAUGUGGCUCAGAAUUGGUUUCUUUUGGGAACCAUAUACUGGAAAGUAAUUUAUUCAUAAAUUCACCCAACAUCAAAUUAUGCUGUAUUGGUUUAAAAUAGCUUGUUGUCCAAAUAGUGAUACUUACUGUCUAUUCAAAUAACAGAAUUCACAUAUAUUUUUACUUAUAUAAAAGUAAAGAAAAUUAAGCUGAGCUGUUAACAUUCUGUAUUUCAAAUGAUGUACACUGCCUCUUAAGAAGGGAGAUUCUGGCCUUUGGGGUGUGAAUUUACUCCAUGGUCUUAUUCUUUAUACUAUGAGAUUAUUUCUUAAGAUUCUAGUUUCUUUCUUUUUCAAGUUCCAAGUGGCAUUUGCCAAAAAAGGCCAACCUCAUUCUAGAAGACAAGAACUAAAUGUAUUACAGAGUUCAGAGAGGGAAAUAGAUAUGAAUGAAAUGCCUAGAAGAUUAAGGUUUCACAGAGAAGGUGGCGUUGAAGCCUGGUCUAAUCACAGCACAUUUGCCAGACAAGGCACAGAAAUGGCAAGUCCACGCCGUCUGGCAACUGGGAAGAAACCGAAGGGAAAUGGACUGUGCUGUGUCUGGUGGGAAAGGACAAGAGGUGGGAUGGGGUAAGUUGGAGGUAGAAUGUGACAGAGUUCUUAUCAAAGGUCUUCUUCAGGAAGGUGAUGCCAGAUGUCUAGGCAGAAAAGAAAAAACAAUCACAGCAAUAUGGGUGGUAGCUUAGAGAGGAGAGGCUAGUUGUUUUUGCAGUAUUCUAGGCAAAAGAGCAUCUGACCACAAGACAGCAGCAAUACAAACAUACAGGACAGGAGCCCCAUUAGUUACAAAGGUAAGGAAACAGAUGUCAUGAUGACUUAUUAGACGUGAGAGAAAGAAUGAGGGAAUGACUCCAAGAUUUCUUUUUUGGGAGCUGAGAUUAAGGUACCAAAAUUGGGAAUAUAUUUCUAUUUGGAUCCCCCUGGAUUAAAUGACCUACUCAGUGAGAGGCAGGGCAUUCGGGUAACUGCAGCCCCUCCCGCACCAUGCUCAGACCUGCCCCGUGGGCACUAUGGCAGAAGGGCAGGACAGGCAUGGCCUAUGGGCAAGGAAGGAGGUGAAGAGCAGAGCCCUGUCGUGGAAUAACCCUGUAAAAAAGAGAAUCCUACACCACGGUACUCUUGCCACCUGGCCAAAACAUGAAGAAUUUUAAACCCUCCAGUGGCAAUGGGACUAACUUUCCCGAGAUGGGUCUGUCCCACACACUUUCCAUCUCAUCACUUGGCCUCUUGUUCUAACUCCCCGACUUGGCUGUGUCUCUGCUUUCUCCUCGGUGACACAGGGCUAAGAACACUCCCCUUGUCUGCUGCACAGGGCCGCUGUCUGGCUGAAAUGCAGUAACAUAAAUCAAUGUGUCCUGAAAGUGUGCAAGUGCUGCUGUUUUAUAAAAGAGUUUGUUUACUUAUUUUUAGAGGGGAAGGGAAGGAGAGAGGGAGAGAAACAUCAACGUGUGGUUGCUUCUUGUGCACCCCCUACUGGGGACCUGGCCUGCAACCCAGGCAUGUGCCCUGACUGGGAAUCGAACUGGUGACCCUUUGCUUCGCAGUCCCAUGCUCAAUCCACUGAGCCACACCAGCCAGGGCCAAGUGUUGCUAUUUUAGUACCUGGCCUUUUCUGAAGUUGGAAGAUGUUAAAAACAAAAAUGUUUUGCAAUUCAAAUUUUAAGACUUAGAAAAAAGUGGCUGGGAUGGAAUAAUUUUACAUAGAUGUAUUUCAUAGGACUUUAAAACUAAACAUUUUUCUAUGUUUUUAAAGUAUAAGCCGUUUGAUUCCAUAUAAACUGGUACCCAGUCACUAUUUGUUGAUAUGAACUAUAUUUUUAGAAAAAAUAACUGCUUUUAUCCAUACUCAAUGUAACUGUCUCUAUUUCACUGUCAGCCCCACUUCUUCCACGCUUUACAGCAGGGCUGUCAAACUCAUUUUCACCGGGGGCCACAUCAGCCUCACGGUUGCCUUCAAAGGGCUGAAAUAAUUCUAGGACUGUAGAAAUGUAACUACUCCUCAAUAACUGUUAAGGGGUUAAAAUUGCAUUUGGCUCAUUUUCACUAAUAAAUACAAAUUCCUUCUUCUAAGUUUGGAACAGCAAAUUAAAAUGUUGACUUAUAUAGUUGGACCUCUCGAUGUGUUGUUAACAAGAACUAAAGCACAAUGUUUUUUCGAAAAGAUGCUUUCAGGUGUGUAAACAUGGCCGGUACCACCAUCAGCAGCACAUGGGGUCGCAUCUGCAUCGCUUGUUCUCUGUUUCCAGUGGCUGUCAGUAUAAAAGUCUGCUGUUCCCUGUGAUCUUCCAGGCCUUUCCCUGCCUGUUCUAUGGCUGUGGUCGAACAAGUUUUGGCCUUCACGGUCUCCAUGCCCUGGCACUGCACCUGUAAAUAUGUGUUGUGCCUUUAUAGAUAAUAUUAAGGUGCUAACCAGGUGAGGACUAUUUGACUACAUAGGUCUUAAAAUCAGAAGUCAACCAGCCAGCUAUGCAGCGGAAGAAGAGGCAGGAGAUAUUUGAACCAUGAGCCUCCUGUGGCUGGCUUUGAUGAUGUGAUGAUGAAGGGAGUCAUGGUCCAGAUAAUGGUAAUGGCCUCUCAAACCUGCGAAUGACCCCUAGUCAAGAGCUAGAAAGGAAGCGGACCUCAGUCCCACAGCAGUGUGAAAUUCUGCCAUCAGCCUGAAUGAGACUUGAAAGAUUCUCCCCCAGACCUGAGCCCUGCAAACACUGAUUUGCAGCCUUGCAUGACUGGAAGCAGAAACACCAGCUAAGCCCACUGAAUUUCUGAGUUACAGAACUAUGAGAUAAAGUUGUGUUUGGGGAGUGAAUCAGCAUCAUGGCAGAGUGAAACAACCCCUUUGGUAUAUCUCCUUAAAUCAACAAUUAGGACAUUUAUAACCCAAUACAUUUUCCUCUGCUCAGCACCCUGGGACACCUGAAAGAGUCACACAUCAGCACAUCUGAAAGUGGGUGUACUGGCAUGCAUCGCAGAGGCAGAAGGUGGGGACUCUCUAAAUGCCAGGGUGGAGCCCGCAUCCCCAGCCAAUGCUGUGGUGCAGGACUUGGGCUGUGGCCCCUGCACCACAGCCUGGCAGGAGGUAUAGGCCAGCGUCAGCACCUGAGAACCUGGCUCCCUCGCAUGGAUUGUGGUCCUUCUGCCAGCAGAGCCUGUGGCAGCAGUGGAGACAGGCCUCCUAGCCACAGCACCAGCUGUCACAGGAAACCAGGUAAUAGCACAACACUCACAAAUCUGGUCACCCCCACACCUGCCACCUCUCCCUGCCAUGGUGGUGGUAACCCAAGGCCCAGGCAAUGCAGACACAGGGGCACCCACAACCCUCAUCACCCAGGCGGUAGUGAUGUCCUCCCGCGCCCCCCCCCACCACAAAGAUGCCAACAGCAUGGGGCACCAGAGAUGAGGAAGACACAGCAGCGUGCGUGGAAGGGAGAGCCGAAACCCAUCUUGUGGCAUCUUCUACUGGCAAACAAAAAACCUCUCAUUAUCAACCUGCUGAACUGUUAAACUCAACAUAGUACAUAAACACGGAGCACGUUCAUUACUUUAAAUGCUCCAGAAGAGGAACAACACAUUAAAUACCAUGAAUAACCAAAGUAGCACUGUAUUACCAAAAGAAAACUACAAUCCCCUAGAAACCAAAUUCAAAGUGAUGGAAGACUGUGAUGUAAAUGACAGAGAUUUCAAAACAGCAGUCAUAAAGAAACUCAACAUGAUACAAAAACCUCAGAAAGAGGGGACCCAGCAAUUCCACCUCUGGGAAUAUAUCCUAAGAAUCCCAAAACACUAAUUCAAAAGAAUAUAUGCAUCCCUGUGUUCACUGCAGCAUUAUUCACAAUAGCCAAGAUAUGGAAACAGUCCGAGUGACCAUCAGUAGAUGAGUGUAUAAAAAAGCCAUGGUACAUUUACGUAAUGCUAGACAGCUGUAAAAAAGAAGGAAAUCUUACAAUUUGCAACAGCAUGGAUGGACCUGGAGAGCAUUAUGUUAAGGGAAAUAAGCCAGUCAGAGAAAGACAAAUAGCAUACCUUCUCACUUAUAUGUGGAAUCUAAUGAACAAAGUAAACUACUAAUAAACAAAAUAGGAACAGAAGCACGGACCCAUGGAACAGACUGACAGCUGUCAGAGCAGGGUCGGGGGGAGGGGACUGGGUGAAGGUGAAGGGAUUAGCCAAAGACCACAU
Messenger RNA from Artibeus jamaicensis (Jamaican fruit-eating bat), 7384 nucleotides. RefSeq names its product FYN binding protein 2 (gene FYB2). NCBI's taxonomy places the organism in Eukaryota, Metazoa, Chordata, Mammalia, Chiroptera, Phyllostomidae. Gene Ontology annotation, cellular component: plasma membrane. Gene Ontology annotation, biological process: protein localization to plasma membrane; integrin-mediated signaling pathway; T cell receptor signaling pathway. The transcript is spliced from 20 exons. The record is from RefSeq and is a predicted model, not a curated record. Bases 237 to 2645 code for a protein of 802 amino acids. Gene Ontology annotation, molecular function: protein binding.